Molecule: messenger RNA, 965 nt
Organism: Owenia fusiformis
Lineage: Eukaryota; Metazoa; Annelida; Polychaeta; Sabellida; Oweniidae
Source: the annotation of a GenBank genome assembly
AACAUUGCGUCAUUGUCACGAGACGGGAAUAGAUCAUAUGUGGAAGUUUCCUCUAAGAUUAUGAAUAACAAUGUUUGAACUCAAUUGUUCAUCUUGAUUACCAAUCAACCAAACGCAAUAUAUUAGAGGUCUGCAAGUUGAGUUUCCGAUACUUCAAAGGAUGAGGAUUUCUGUUUUAGUUUCAGUUACUAUUUUACUUGCAUUUUUAGUCAAAACUGUUACAAUAGAAGCAUUUCAUUUAGGAAAAGGAAACACUAAUUAUGACAUACACAUCCGUAUUGAUACAAAUUGUAAUCCAGAAGAAUUUCAAGACUGUUUCCCGGCAAAUCCCGCAGAUUGUAAGAAGGACAAUGAUUGUAAAAAGCGCUGGUUAGGAACAUAUGGGUAUGAGAAAAAACAAUGCACACCUCCUGUCUUUCGUUUACUUGGAACUAACUGCCAUUGGUGGUGCAGUAUCAGCUACAUGUAUUUGCCACAGCUCCCCAGCGUGUGCAAGAACAGCAAUGGAGGUGUUUUGGCUGGAUAGUAGCGACCUCAUCUUUAUGCCUCACUUAUAUGCAGCUCUCAGCCACAAGUCGACCCGGUGUGUGAGAAAUGAUGGUCGGGGAUGAUGGACCUCUGCAAUUAAAGUCUUCACAUUUUUACGAUUCUUUAGUACUGACUGAAUAUAAACUCAUUAGGAAAAGGUGUUUACUACAAACACAGUGGCUUCUGCACUUCAACACCAAGGGAUGAAGCGUUAUACUGGGAAAAAUAAACAUUUUGGGUAAAUCAAAUGGAAAACAACGUUUGUCAUAAAUGUAUUUGAGAAAAACAAAGAUACUUGACUUUUAAAAUAGGUGACUUAAUUAUGACGGCCAUUCACUUGUAUUUUCAGGAAAUCGGGAAAUUAAAUGACUCGGGAAAUUAACCACUUAUACUGUAUAACAUAUUUUUUUCUUUGUCUUCUAAGAUGUGACAUGGAU